This is a messenger RNA of Belonocnema kinseyi, 3626 nucleotides long. RefSeq names its product E3 ubiquitin-protein ligase MIB1-like. The record is from RefSeq and is a predicted model, not a curated record. Gene Ontology annotation, biological process: protein ubiquitination. Gene Ontology annotation, cellular component: cytoplasm. The transcript has 8 exons. NCBI's taxonomy places the organism in Eukaryota, Metazoa, Arthropoda, Insecta, Hymenoptera, Cynipidae. The coding region runs from base 169 to 1455 and encodes 428 amino acids. Gene Ontology annotation, molecular function: ubiquitin-protein transferase activity; protein binding.
ACGGAAAGUUCGCUAAAGUUGCGGCUUAAAUAAAAAAGUUGGUGUCUUUUAGAACUCGAAUUCCAAUAGAAACAUACUGUGGAUACCUAAAAGGGUUCCUUUGGAGAACAAUUAAAUAGAACAACCUGAAGGCGCAUUUACAAACCAACUGCUUGCAAACUGGGCGCUAUGAGGGUUUUAUUAUCGAAACUCCCUCGACCCUGGAUAGUCGAUGAGAAGAAGGAUGAUGGCUACACCGCUCUUCACCUGGCAGCUCUUAACAAUCAUGUGGAGGUUGCAGAGCAAUUGGCUCGAGCUGGCAAAGCUGACUUGGACCUACAAAAUGUCAACUUGCAAACAGCCCUGCACUUGGCCGUGGAACGCCAGCACACCCAAAUCGUUAAGCUCUUGGUACGCGAGGGUGCAAAUUUGAACGUGGCUGACAAGGAUGGAGACACCCCCCUCCAUGAAGCUCUACGCCAUCACACCCUCUCACAGCUACGUCAACUCCAGGAUGUUCAGGAUGUUGGUCGACUUUUAAUGGGUUUGGGUGCCCAGGGUCAGGAUAAGAAAAGCAGCUCCUUUAUUGCCUGCUUCCUUGCAGCCCAUGGCGCCGAUCUAGAGCUCAAAAACAAAAAAGGACAGGCUCCUCUCGACCUCUGUCCGGAUCCGAAUCUCUGCAAAACUCUCACCACUUGUUACAAGGACACUGAAUCACAUGACAUCGAACCUGUGAGUUCGUCAGCGACGAUUGACGAGUGCCUGGUGUGCUCUGAUGGAAAACGAGAAGUUCUGUUUGGCCCAUGUGGACACGUUGCCUGCUGUAACGCAUGUGCGCCGAGAGUCAAGAAGUGUUUGAUCUGCCGAGAGAAUGUCAUGUCCAGAGGAAAAAUAGAAGAAUGUGUCGUAUGUUCGGAUCGAAAAGCGGGUGUCCUAUUUCGUCCUUGCGGUCACAUGUGUGCCUGUGAUGCCUGUGCUGCCUUAAUGAAGAAAUGCGUCCAGUGUCGUGCCCAUAUUCAACAUAUGGUACCCAUGUCAGUUUGCUGUGGUGGAGGAGGUGACGUCACGUACGUGAAAGGGUGCAAUACCACAGCAGACAAAGAAUCUUCAGGAGAGGCAUCUUUGUACUUCGAGGAUGAGGUCGAUGAGGAAGCAAACGCCAAAAAAAGAAAUCAUGCAGGUGCAUUACCUGAAGUAAAAGUUGACCAGGAAGAAGAACCGGUACCUACAAAUACCAGUGGUGGUGAAACUAUCUUAAUGAACAACGGAAGUCGAGAUACUUCACAUAGUGAUAUACAAAAAUUGCAACAGCAGCUUCAAGAUAUCAAAGAACAGACAAUGUGUCCAGUUUGCCUUGACCGCCUGAAGAACAUGAUCUUCCUCUGUGGACACGGAACAUGCCAAAUGUGCGGUGACCGCAUGUCCGAGUGUCCCAUUUGUCGCAAGGCCGUUGAUAAGCGAAUCUUACUCUACUAAAUUUAACGAAAAAAAAAAACAAGACUGGGGAAUUUAAAUUUAAAGAAAUUAGCGUUGUUGACUUAAAACAAGUUUAAUAAGUGAGACUACCAUAAGUUUUUCAAUUCGAUGGAAAAAAAGCGCGUCUUGUUUUAUUAUAAGAUAUCGAGCUUCACUUUUAUCUUCGUAUUCGAUCAUCUGUUCUUUGAUAUUGUAAUUAGUACAUUAGUUAUUUAAUUAUUACGUGAAAUUGCUACACACUAGAUGAUUGAAAUUGAGAGCCAUCUGCGUCGGAAUUGAGUAAUCGAGCAAACUCGAAUUAAUAUUCUUCAGACAAACUUUUAUCGGAGCCUUCCAAACAAGUUCAUUUGAAUAUCAAGUUAAAACCGAUUUAUGUCGGUUGUCGACAUUCAGCAUUCAACUCCCCAUUUUAAAAAUUCUAAUCUAGCAUUUCAGAUUUAGACUAGAGCUCACGUGAAGUUAUCUGUAGGUCAUCAACGAUUUAAUUAUUUUUCAAAUUUUGCUUAAUAUUAAAAUAACUAUUUUCAAUUUUGCAAAUUAAAUUGAAAAAUAUUUUUUUAUAUUCUUUUUUUUUAAAUAGAUUUUUAAAAAUUUUCAUGUGAUUAUCGCGGUUUUGUAAAACCACACUAGAAUGCUGAAGAACCUUGAAAAAAGUAUUGCAUUUAUUGUAAAUUAUCAAUUUGCUAAUAAGUAACUAGAGCAGCGAAAUAUUUUUUAAACACCUGUUAUAUUGUUUGUACACUUAUAAUUCCGGGCUAAAAAAAUGUAAUGUUUUCAAAAGUGCAAUUUUUCUAUUGAAGCAAGUGUUCUUAAACUGAAAGAAGUUAAUCAGCUAUUGUAGAUAUAAUUGUUUAAAAAUGUCACAUUAGUGUGUGAUGCACUUAAGAAUGCUGGUAAAAAUCUCAAUUAUGGGUCGCUCUUUGACAUGUAAAAUAACUUUGAACUUAAAUUUGAAACUGGAAAAGUUUCAAUUUUAUAUUUUAUAAUUCGAAUUUCACACCCUUGAAUCUUUAAAAUUAGACACUUUUAACUGUGAACUUUUUCACUAAGUGAAUUUUUACAAAGAGCGAUUCAGAUAGAAUAAUUUUGUACGCAGAAAAGUUGACUCUAUAAUCGUAUUUAUCGGAGGAAUUUCAUAACUGAGAUCUUAAACGCUGUUUCUUAAUUCUAAUUUGUUUGUACAACGCGAAAAUGGUUUGAGAGAACGCACAAUUAUUAUCUAAAGAUAGUAAUCGCAUUUAGACAGCCAUUCUCACUGCAACUGUUAACAGCUAUAUAUCUGCAAUUUAUAUAUUACAUAUACAUAUAUAUACACAUCUUCUAUUUGUGCAAUUUUUAGGAUAUUUUUAUGUUUACUAUUUACACGUUUUUGUUGCCAAAGUGCUGUACAACUAUUUCGAAGAUAUUUUCGAGGACAUAGGCUGUAGAUUAGAAAUUUAAUUUUUCUAUUGUGUUCACUUUUGAUAUCUUUUUCAUCUUACUCAUACGUAAAUGCGUUUUAUGUUUUCUCUGUAACUUAGGGUGUAAAUAUUCGGGAAUCGACGAUUCCACCUUUGUAUCUUUUUGGACGUUCUUCCAUUUUUAUCAAAUGCCUCAAGACUGCAGUGAAAACUCGCAUAUCCAAAACCAGUGAGAAUAGCUGUGAAGUUCUAAUAAAGCGUCCACAGAUAUUUUCAAAUUUACAUAGUUGUAGUUAUUCGAAGUUUUCGAUUUACUUCGCCAUUCCUAGAACUUCAGAUACUUGCGCGGGCGCCAUUAAAAAAAGAAAAAGACAAGGCAUCGACUUAUAAACCUCUGUGGUUAAUAUACAUCGCAAAUUAUGUAAAAAAUGACUUUAUUCAAGAAAUUGUUGUAUAAUAUUAAUAUUAUUCACUAUUUGUAUAUACAGCCGACUUUUUGUCGAAGUAAACGAAUGUGCGAGGCAUUAUGUAGAGUUGAAUACGAACCUUCACCUACAAUCGCACCGCUGAUUAAUGACGCGAGAAUUUACACUCUAUAAGAGGCAUUCACUUUCAUUUUAUUGGCAGUGUAAUUGUCGGCGAAACACUCGGUAAGUUUCAUGAUAGCAGACCAUUGCAAGCGAUGCGAUAUAAAUCGUUACAAGACUCAACCAGCGAGGUAUAAAUUAACAUAUGUGAAAUUUAUUGUUAUAUUAAAUUCUUAAUAACAAG